UACUGAUAGAUAUGAACCGUCCAGCCCUUACAAAGUUACAAGUUACAAGUCUUACAGCUGUUAUACCAGUACCAAACAACUGAAAUAGAGGGUAGGUCGUUGUUACAUGUUACAUUCAAUGCUGCUAGCAAAAAUUUACCUUCUUUCCAGACAUGUUACAUGUUUCACUCUCAUCUUUCAUAUACUUUAUAUAGUAACCUAGAAAUGUGCUCAAAUCCCCAAAAUUCACUAGCUCAAAAUACAUCCAAAAAAAAAAAACUUAGGCAAAAUUUCUCCAACAUUUUUUAGAAGUAUGUCUAAGAAUGAUUUUGAUCAAGGUGAGGCCCUAAAUUCGCCCUUUGGUAGGUUAUAUUUUUGCCCAGAAACUGAGCAAAUUAUGAACUGUGCCAUGUUUUUUAAGUACCCAAUUGAUGUACAAGGCCUUAAAAAGGCCUUCUCAAACUCGACCAUGAUCGAAGACCCAAGGUUUUGCAGCCUCUUGGUAAGAAACCCUAAUGGUGAAGAUCAUUGGAAGAGAGUCCAUGUUAACAUUGACGAUCACUUCAUCCUCCGAUACCCUACCACCAUUACAAAAGCUCGAGGCCAUGAUGAGGAAGACGACGAUGAAGCCACCGUGAAUGCAUACUUAGCUGACCUCGCGGUGUCAACCCCAUUAAGCAAAAACAAGCCAUUAUGGGAGGUUCAUGUAUUAGUAGAGUUAAAAUGUGUGGUGUUAAGAGUUCAUCAUUCAUUAGGUGAUGGGGUGUCUAUGAUGUCUAUGCUUUCCUCUUGUUUUGGUCAAAAGAAAGAGACAAAAAGUGGUGUUAAUGGUGAGGGUAAUAUUGUGAAAGAUGGUAACAAUAAUCAUGCAAGAAGGAAUUGGAAAAUUGGAGGAAUAUUGGGGUUGAUUCAAAGUAUGUGGUUUACAAUUGUUUUUGGGUUGAGGUUUUUAGGGAGGGUUUUGGGGGUGAAAGAUAAGUUUAGUGUGAUUAGUGGUGGUGAUGGGGUUGAGCUUUGGCCUAGGAAAUUAGUCACUGCCAAGUUUAAGAUUGAAGAUUUCAAGUCUAUCAAAACGGCGGUCAUUCCUAAUGUUACUGUCAAUGAUGUGCUUUUAGGGGUCAUUUCACAUGGACUCUCCAAGUACAUAGAUGACAAAUCACCCAAGGCCGUGCAACAAGCCCUGCAACUUAGUUUUAUCAUUCCAGUUCAUCUACGCAAAGAUUCUUCCAUGCAGGAGAUUUCAGAUUUGAUGAAGACCCCUAAUCUUGAGUUAUCUGGAUGGGGAAACAAAUCGAGUGCCGUAAUUGUGCCAAUUGAUUGCUGUAAUGGGCUCAAGCCUUUAGAACAUGUUAAGCAGAAGAAGUCAGUUAUGGACAAAAUGAAGCAUUCUUGUUGUGCUCACUUCACUUUUAAAUCGAUCAACUUUAUAGUUUCCUGUUUAGGCCCAAAGGUUGUUAGUUGGAGCCUUCACAAAUUGAUAUGUCAUACAACCUUGAGCAUAUCUAAUAUUGUGGGUCCCUCCGAGGACCUAGUGAUUGGUGACAACCCUGUAACGGACAUAAAAGUGAAUAUGUCAAGCACAUUCCACGCAAUUACAAUGCUCUUAGUAAGCUAUGCAGAAAAGGUUAAUCUACAAGUGAUGAUUGCUAAAGAUAUCAUCCCUGACCCUGAAUUAAUAGUCAAGUGUUUUCAAGAUUCUUUUCAAGAAAUGAGGAGUUCCAGCAAAAUGAAGUUGCAAGUUCAAUUUUGUAGGUGCAGAUUUGUGAUCUCUUCCUUUAUAAGAUACAAGUAUUAGUUUAACUCGAUCAAGUGGGUUAUUCCUUUGAUUGACAAUUGAUAUUUGAAUGGAACCUCACUUCGGUUAUGUUAUUGUCUUAUUGUCAUAAUAUCAUAUCUUGUGUAUUAAUUUAAAACAACAGAGUUGCUUAAAUUAAAGUUGUGUACUUUAAACUUUUGAACAAUAAAAGUAUUAGUGUACACCUUGUAUAAUCAAAAGUUUUUGGUCAUUAAUUAUACAACUGCAAACUUAAUGGAAUAUAUUAUCCUAGACUAGACUCCUAGUGCUACCAAUUAACCCCUUGGACCUUGUAAAGGCAAUGAAAGCAACUAUGAAAAAAAGAAAA
Messenger RNA from Chenopodium quinoa (quinoa), 2102 nucleotides. RefSeq names its product O-acyltransferase WSD1-like. Bases 293 to 1774 code for a protein of 493 amino acids. Lineage: Eukaryota; Viridiplantae; Streptophyta; Magnoliopsida; Caryophyllales; Amaranthaceae. Gene Ontology annotation, molecular function: long-chain-alcohol O-fatty-acyltransferase activity; diacylglycerol O-acyltransferase activity. Gene Ontology annotation, biological process: triglyceride biosynthetic process. Gene Ontology annotation, cellular component: plasma membrane. The record is from RefSeq and is a predicted model, not a curated record. The transcript is spliced from 6 exons.